GGAAGACACCAACAAAAACAGCAAUAGUUAGCUUGUUAGCCAGAUUAAUAUAUUUUUGCUGGUUAACGACAGCGCACAUUGGGUACAGUAACGUAUCAUUAAUUAGCUAGUCUACUCGUCUGUUUGUCAUACUGUGAGUUAGCUAGCCAGGUAAUGUUAUAAAGUAAUUUUUCACGACCGUGAAAACUGCCUGACCUGUUUACAUUUUGGACAGAUGUGGCUGGCAAGUUCGUCGUGGUGACACAGCCCAACAAUGUCAGGAAAUAUUAAAGAUAAAGAAGCUUUUCAGAGACUAAACUUUCUUUAUCAGGCAGCGCACUGCGUCUUGGCUCAGAACCCGGAGAACGUGGAGCUGGCACGCUUUUACUGCUUUACCCAGAAAACUAUUUCUAAGCGUCUGGUGUUGAGACAGGAUCCCUCAGUAAAAAGAACAUUAUGCAAGAAAUGCUACUCUGUGCUUGUGCCUGGAAUCACUGCAACUGUAAGACAGAGAAGGAGCAGAAAUCGGGAGUGUACGACACUGGUGAGGUGUGUCAGCUGUGGCCAGACCAAGAGAUUCCGUAACGAUCCACAUCACCGGCUCUGGGUGGACCAACCCGAGGCCCAACUGGAGAACCAAUCACGGCCAGAACGAGGGUGCUCCUCAACAGCAGCGCUAAAAGGGGCAGAAGCCGGCGGGCAUGCUACCUCACAGAAACCGGGCCAUGCCUCAAAGCCCAAGACUUGAUCGCUGCUGCCUUCCUGCAUUCUUCCAGAAACACAAGAAAAUGGGACGUGUACACAAAAAUAUCACUGGUGCCAAUCAAG
This is a messenger RNA of Anguilla rostrata (American eel), 807 nucleotides long. RefSeq names its product ribonuclease P 21 subunit (gene rpp21). The record is from RefSeq and is a predicted model, not a curated record. Gene Ontology annotation, biological process: tRNA processing. The coding region runs from base 254 to 727 and encodes 157 amino acids. NCBI's taxonomy places the organism in Eukaryota, Metazoa, Chordata, Actinopteri, Anguilliformes, Anguillidae. Gene Ontology annotation, cellular component: nucleolar ribonuclease P complex. The transcript has 6 exons.